Otolemur garnettii (small-eared galago) is the source of this 627-nucleotide messenger RNA. It is a transcript of the gene BATF3, whose product is annotated as basic leucine zipper ATF-like transcription factor 3. The record is from RefSeq and is a predicted model, not a curated record. The coding region runs from base 1 to 372 and encodes 123 amino acids. The transcript has 3 exons. Gene Ontology annotation, biological process: regulation of transcription by RNA polymerase II. Lineage: Eukaryota; Metazoa; Chordata; Mammalia; Primates; Galagidae. Gene Ontology annotation, cellular component: nucleus. Gene Ontology annotation, molecular function: DNA-binding transcription factor activity, RNA polymerase II-specific; RNA polymerase II cis-regulatory region sequence-specific DNA binding.
AUGUCGCAUGGUCUCCCCGCCGCCUGGAGCGUCCUUCAGAGGAGCGCCGCGACGCCGGGGAACCAGCCGCAGCCACAGAGCCCCGAGGAUGAUGACAGGAAGGUCCGGAGGAGAGAAAAAAACCGAGUUGCUGCUCAGAGAAGUCGGAAGAAGCAGACCCAGAAGGCUGACAAACUCCAUGAGGAAUAUGAGUGCCUGGAGCAAGAAAACACGGUGCUGCGGAGAGAGAUUGGGAAGCUGACGGAGGAGCUGAAGUACCUGACCGAGGCGCUGAGGGAGCAUGAGAAGAUAUGCCCGCUGCUGCUCUGCCCCAUGAACUUUGUGCCGGUGCCUCCGCGGCCGGACCCCGUGGCGGGCUGCCUGCCCCGAUGAAGCCCCGACAAUACUCUGCUGCCCAGCGAGGAGCCAUGGCUGAUCUAAUUCUGCUGUGUACACGGGGACCUGAGGCUGGGCCUCCUCCUGGGAGCUCUGGGGCCGGCUGUGUUCCUGCAGACUGGACACAGCACAGCACCCACAGUGCCCGACUCCCAGAGUGCGUGGGCAGAUAUGUCAGGAAAGCUACCCUCAGGAGUGACUUUUCAUCCACUCUGUCUGCUCGUAGGUUCUGCUAUCAUGCAGAAUCAUGUC